AUGAUCGGACGAUGUGGCGAAACAGCCGAUACUAAUCUAAAAGUUGGCAAACUAAAUGAGGGUCACGAAUACAAGUUCCGAGUGAAAGCUGUGAAUCGACAAGGAGUCUCAGCUCCACUGCAAACCGAUCAUGCGAUUACUGCCAAGAAUCCGUUCGACGAACCUGGUGCACCAACCGAUGUUACUCCCGUCGAUUGGGAUAAGGACCAUGUGGAUCUUGAAUGGAAGGCUCCUGAAAAUAAUGGUGGUGCACCGAUUGAACAGUACAUUGUUGAAAAGAAGGACAGAUACGGAGAGUGGGUACCAUGCGCAACUGUGGAUGGCAAAACAACAAAAGCCACUGCCAGCAACCUUGUGGCAGGAGAAACUUAUCAAUUCCGCGUAAAAGCAGUUAACAAAGCUGGUCCGGGAAAGCCAUCAGAACCUACCGGAAAUAUUGUGGCAAAACCAAGAAAGAUGGCUCCAAAAAUCAACCUCGCUGGUCUGCUGGAUCUUCGAAUCAAAGCAGGCACUCCGCUUAAAUUAGAAGUAGCCUUCGAGGGCGAGCCGGCUCCUACGGCAACUUGGUUUGCCAAUGAUACCAAUCUUGGAACAAGCCAAAGAGCUGAUAUCACUACAACUCCUACUACAUCAGAACUUCAAAUAUUCUCGAGUGUUCGAGGAGACACAGGACUCUACACGGUCACAGUGGAGAACGAACAUGGAAAAGACAAAGCUCAAUGCACUGUCACUGUGCUUGAUGUACCAGGUACUCCUGAAGGACCACUAAAAGUCAAUGAAAUCCAUAAAGAGGGAUGCACACUUACAUGGAAGCCACCAGCUGAUAAUGGAGGUUCGGAGAUCCUUCAUUACCGUGUCGAAAAGAUGGACACUUCGCGUGGAACUUGGCAGGAAGUAGGCGAAUUCCCUGAAUGCACUGCUAAGGUAAAUAAGCUGAUCAACGGCAAGGAAUACCAGUUCCGUGUGAUGGCCGUGAACCUACAAGGAGAGUCGAAACCACUUGAAACUCUAGAGCCUAUCAUUGCCAAAAAUGAAUUUGAUGUUCCUGAUCCAGUCGAUAAACCAGAGGUAGUUGACUGGGACAAGGACCGUAUCGACAUACAAUGGAAACCACCAGCGAACAAUGGUGGAAGCCCAGUGAAGAAUUAUAUCGUCGAAAAGAAGGAGAAGGGCAGUGCUAUCUGGAAUGAAGCGGGAAGAACUUCCGGCACGACUUUCUCAGCGAACAACCUCAAAACUGGCGUAGAAUACGAGUUCCGGGUCAUUGCCGUCAAUGAAGCUGGCCCUUCGGAUCCAUCUGAACCUACUGACGCUCAGAUGACGAAACCCCGAUAUUUAAAACCAAAAAUUCUCACGCAAAAUCGCAAGAUCAAAAUCAAGGCGGGCCAUACCCACACAAUGGAAGUGGAGUUCGAUGGAGCACCCGAACCUACAGCAACAUGGGGCUUCAAAGAAGGACAACCUUUACCACAAGAGCUUUUGCUUGAAACAAAGCCUGGCCUCACCAGCAUCUUCUUCCCGAGCGCAAAGAGAAGUGACAGUGGAUUGUACACUUUGAAAGUGAAAAAUGAAGUUGGUCAAGAUGAGGGCAUCUUCGAGGUUAUAGUGCAAGAUCACCCUGGCGCUCCCGAAGGACCCUUGGAAGUCUCAGACGUAACGAAGGAUAGUUGCGUGCUCAGCUGGAAUCCACCUGCUGACGAUGGAGGAUCUGAAAUAACCAAUUAUGUUGUUGAAAAACGUGACACAAAGACGAAUACCUGGGUUCCCGUGUCGGCGUUCGUCACGGGAACAAAAAUAACCGUACCAAAGCUCGUGGAAGGACAUGAAUAUGAGUUCAGAGUCAUGGCUGAAAAUGCCUUCGGACGAUCAGAUCCAUUAAAUACGACGGAACCAGUACUUGCUAAAGAUCCAUUUGGGGUUCCUGGAAAACCUGGACAGCCCCAAAUCGUGGACACAGAUAAUGACCACAUUGACAUCAAAUGGGAUCCACCACGCGACAAUGGUGGCUCUCCUAUCGAGCACUAUGACAUCGAAAGGAAAGACCUAAAAACUGGAAGAUGGGUCAAGGUCAAUACAACUCCCGUAAGUGGAACGACAUUCUCGGACGUAAGAGUACAGAAAGAUCACACCUACGAGUACAGAGUAGUGGCGGUAAAUAAGAGUGGUCCAGGUGCACCAUCGGAUCCCUCAGCUGCAGCCACCGCCAAGCCCAUGUUCGAAGGUCCCGUCUUUGAUAUGGAUAUCAAUGGCAAGGAGUUCCGUGUCAAAGUUGGCGAACCGCUCAACAUCGUCGUACCAAUGCACGGUUCUCCUACCCCAGAAGUAAAAUGGAUCAAAGACGCGAAAGAGAUGAUAGGAGUAGAAACCACCGACUCACAAACACGUCUCUACAUUGAAAAGGCUCGCCGCAGUGAUGCUGGUCCGGUCAAAAUCAAGGCUUCCAAUCCUUACGGAACUGCUGAAGCAGACAUUAAAGUCACUGUGAUUGACAAACCAGGAACUCCCGAAGGACUUGCAAGCGAUGAAAUCACGCGACAUACUUGCACACUCAAAUGGACACCGCCCAAGGACGAUGGAGGUUCAGAGAUUACUGGAUACAAAAUCGAAUACCAGCCUAUCGGAUCGCAAAUUUGGGAAAAAGUUCCCGGAAGUGUCGCUGGCACAUCAUAUACCGUUCGUGGUCUCGAGCAUGGCGAACAGUACCGCUUCAGAAUUCGAGCAGAGAAUCUUGUUGGAGCCUCCGACUAUGCUACUACAGGCCCAGUUCUAAUCAAAGAUCCAUACGACCCACCAGGUGCUCCUUCUACCCCAGAAGUCACUGGUUAUGACUCGAAUAUGGUGUCGUUAGCCUGGAAUCCACCGAAAGAUGAUGGCGGUUCUCCGAUAUUGGGCUACGUUGUUGAGAAAUUUGAGAAGAAGGGUGGCGGUGACUGGUCACCUAUCAAGAUGCCGCUGAUCAAGGGCACUGAGGUCACUAUUCCUAAUCUUCAUGAAGGAGAAACCUAUCAGUUCCGUGUCAGAGCAGUUAACGCCGCUGGUCAAGGAGAAGCCAGUGGCGGAACCGAGCCAGUCACCUGCAAACCGUUUUUCAUUUCAGUACCACCUGGAGCUCCUGAUCAACCAAGAAUUGGUGAUAUCACCAAGAAUUCUGCUGAAGUGCUGUGGAGUAAGCCAAUGAGAGAUGGUGGUGCUCCAAUUGACGGUUAUUACGUCGAAAAGAAGAAGAUUGGAGACACGGAUUGGUCAAGGGUGAACGCAAAACCAGUCAAGGGAACCUCUCUUGUUGUCGACGGUCUCGGCGAAAAGGAGGAAUACGAAUUCCGCGUUGUUGCCGUAAACUCAGCUGGAGAAGGUGAACCUUCAAAACCAUCAGACUUGGUAGUCAUUCAAGAACAACCCGGACGACCAGUAUUCGACCUGUCGAACCUCAAAGACAUCACCGUCCGCGCUGGAGAGACUAUUCAGAUCAAAAUUCCGUACAGCGGCGGCAAUCCGAAGCCUAUUGUGGAUUUGUUCAAUGGAACUACACCAUUGUUCGAGAACGAUCGCACAGUUAUUGACGUUCUUCCUGAUGCCAUUGUUAUCACGACAACAGAUUCGAAGAGGAGCGAUGCUGGUCCUUACAAGAUUGUCGUUUCCAACCGAUUCGGCAAAGACACAGCCAAACUGAAUGUGAAUGUAUUAGAUGUGCCUGGAAAACCAACUGGACCCAUAAAGGCGUCGGACAUACAAGGAGAUGCCAUGACUUUGAGUUGGCUGCCUCCAAAGGAUAAUGGAGGUGACGACGUCACGAACUACGUCGUCGAGAAGAGAACUCCAGGCGGAGAAUGGGUAGUGGUAGGGCAUCCAGUUGGCACCUCUAUGCGAGUGAGAAACCUCGACAGGAACCAACCUUAUGAAUUCCGAGUUUCUGCCGAAAAUCAGUAUGGCGUAGGACAGCCGCUUGAGACAGACGAUGUUAUUGUUGCUAAAGAUCCAUUUACUACCCCUGGAGCUCCCGGAAGGCCAGAAGCCCUUGAAACCUCCGAGGAAGCCAUCACCCUUCAAUGGAGCCGACCACUGACUGAUGGUGGUGCUCCAAUUCAAGGAUAUGUAAUUGAAAAACGUGAAGUUGGCACUAAGGAGUGGACUAAAGCC
Messenger RNA from Strongylus vulgaris, 4137 nucleotides. Lineage: Eukaryota; Metazoa; Nematoda; Chromadorea; Rhabditida; Strongylidae. The record is from the annotation of a GenBank genome assembly.